Molecule: messenger RNA, 2178 nt
Organism: Acanthamoeba castellanii str. Neff
Lineage: Eukaryota; Discosea; Longamoebia; Acanthamoebidae
Exons: 7
Coding region: 1-2178 (725 amino acids)
Biological process (GO): kinetochore assembly; spindle attachment to meiosis I kinetochore; attachment of mitotic spindle microtubules to kinetochore
Cellular component (GO): kinetochore
Molecular function (GO): centromeric DNA binding
Source: RefSeq, a predicted model, not a curated record
AUGUCCCUCCGCGCGUCACGGCUGAGCGUGGGCGCCAAUAUUGCCCUUUUGGGCAUCGUGGGGAGAAAAACAGGAAUCGCCCCCAAGGCAAAUGUGCUGAAAGAUGCCGAUGAUAUGGACAACGUCGACGAUUGGUUUGCCAGCUCUGAUGAAGAAGAGGCGAGAGACCUGGCGGAAAUGGAAGAGGAAGUCGAAGAGGAGGUAGAGGUGGAGGAGGAGGCCGAAAUGGAAGAAAGCGAAAUAGGAGAGCAAGAGCCCUCCUUCGCCAUCGCCUCUCCGGCGCGGAGAGGCGGUGGUGCGCUGUCGAUCCUCGAUCAGAGCUUUAUGCAGAACGUGACGCCCAUUCGUCGCGUCUCCUCGCGGGCCGACGUCACCUUUGCCGAGCAGGACAGCCUGCCGUGGGUCAGCCCGCCCAACCUGUCGCCCACCCGCGCCAGCGAGUCCACCGCCGCCAAAUCACGCGCCGGCGGCGAGAAGCGCAGGAGCACAGUCACAGCCAACGUCGCCACCACCGCCGCCGCUGCUGCCGCACAGCCGAGUUCGAUUAGAUCGGGCUCGGUCGUCAACGCGCGCGCCAAGCCCACGCCGCCCUCUCCGCCGCCGCCGGUCGACGAUGGCAAUGAUGACCAGUUGGACACCUCGGGCUACUCGUCGGUCCCGGAAUCGGUGGCGAUGACCACCAGCAAGCCGGCGAUGGCCUCGACUGCCGACCAGACCGCGACGUCGACAAUCAAGAGCGGCCGUAAAGGCAAGAAGUCGGCGGCGCGCACGACGUCGGCUAAACCGCGGAGGGAGGCUACUGUCAUUGCCGACGACGACAGCAGCGUCAGUGGACACGCCUCUGUCGCUGCUGCCUCUGAUCAGAGUGCGUGGGCGGUGUCGUCCGUGUCGUCUUCCGGCGUCGACUCGGUGCGCCUGCCGCCCACGCCCAAGGUGAUGAUCAUGGACGAGUCGUCGAGGCCGCGCGCGAGAAGGAAGAAGCGGGGGAGGGACCUCACUGAAGAACGAAGCGACGACGACGAAAAAGAAGAACGAAGCGAAGACGAAGACGAAGAGGACUCGGCAAAACCACGGAGCAAAGGGAAGGCCGCUAAACAGUCCACCAAGGCGCUGUCAAAGAAGCAAGAGAAGAGGAAGAGAGAUGAAGAGGAAGAUGACGAAGAAGAGGAGAAGCAACAGAAAAAGAAGAAAAAGGAGAACGAGUCAAAGCAGAGACGACGAACGGAAGAGGAAGAAGAGGACGACGUCAGCGGAGGGGAGGAUGAGGCGGAUGUACAGUACGCGCGCAACGCGAAGGGGCGAAAGGGCGCGGCCAGCGCCCGCACCGCCGCCGCCGCUCCCACGAAGAGCGCUGCAGCUUCGGCGAAGGACACCGGAAAGCGAAAGGCCGCCGCCACGCGCUCGCCACCGCCGAAGGCCAGCAAGAAGCGGAGGCUCGAAGAUGAUGACGAAGAGGAGGAGGAGGAGGAUGACGAAGAAGAACGACGGAGGGAGAGCAAGAGAAGGGGCAAGCAGAAGGCGACCACUCCCUCUCCGCCCGCGUCGCCAGCGCGAGCUGACGACGUGAGCUUCGGCGGUGCCGACGUCUCGGGCUUCACUGAGCCCGACCACUCGCUCGGCGCUGCCGAUGUGCGCAGUGUCAGCAUGGAGAUGGCCUCGCCCGAGACGAGCCACAGUGACGACGGCGGCGGCGGCGGCGGCUACGAGACCCACAUCCCGCUCAAGGACGCGGCGCCCUCGUCGCCGGUCGGCCAGCGCUACCUCAGCGAGACGAGCAUGAACGACCUCACCGUCUACGAGGAGCUGCCGACCUUUGUCGAUCCCAACGACGUCACGUGGGCGGCCAACGACAGCCUCAUCGAAGAGACCGAGGCUAAUAGGCAAGCACCAACGCGCAGGAGCAAGAGGAAGAAAGUCACGCCUUUGGCCUACUGGAAGAACGAGCGUGUUGUCUACGGCUUCAAGGAAGGCGAUAGAAUGCGGAGCGUGAAGGACGUCGUGCGCAUCACUUCGCCGGAGGUGCCCUGGCGCGCCCACGCCGAUGGUGUCAUGCGCUCGCGCCUGGUCUUCAUCCUGUGGGCGCCCGAUGCCACGUCGACCAAGGAGCGCAUGGUGGGCGAGCAUGUUCGCCCAAGGGCGCCAAGGGCCUCAUCGACCAGUGGCGCGGCGGAGGCAUGA